UGUUCCAGCCAAAACCGUGGAAAAUUCCAUCUGCUGUUUAUAUAUAUAUUCGCCUGCACUAUUAUCACCCCCUCUUCACGCCGGCUCAAUUUCAGAUUAAAAAAAGAAAUAAAGAAAGAUCAGAUUUUUCGAGUUUUGGGUAUUAGUGAAGAAGAAACAACAAACAAAGAGGCAGAAACUCACACUCACAUCAACGCAGAAAGCGACAAAAGGUAAAAAAAGUCGGAGAGAAAGUAAAAGGCUCCAAGAAGAAAAGAUCAGAUUUUUAUUUUUUUGUUUCCUUUUUUUGCUUUUUCAAUUGCUUCGCUUGACUGUUUCGAAUCGGAAUAAGUCCCCGGGAGAAUUUCGAGGCGGCCAUGGCUUUCCUCCUUCUUAUUUCCUCUUCUUUCCCGGAAAAUCAAAGAUCAUCCAACUCUGUGAGAAGCUAUGAGGAAGAGCGAGAUUAGGCCGCCGCCUGCUGAGAAGUUGCAUUUACAUAGUAGACUAAGACAACGUUUAAGGAAGAUCAGAAUGAAGUGUUUGUGUUCCGGUGAACAGAUGAGACUCAUCGAGGAAGAAGACAAGCGGUCCGAGCUUGGUGUUAGCUCAGCUUUAUCAGCUGCUGAGAGCGAGACUGCCAAGAAGCUUGAUAACGGCAACAUCGAAGAAGCUGAGUUGUCUCUGCGUGAGACUAGUUCUUUGAACUACGAGGAGGCGAGGGCACUUUUGGGAAGAAUAGAGUAUCAGAAAGGGAACAUAGAGGCGGCAUUGAGAGUCUUUGAAGGGAUUGAUAUCAGUGGGAUCACUAUAAAGAUGAAAACCGCUUUAACCGCUAGAGAAGAAAAAAGACAUAGAAGACGUUCCAAAGGCAGCUUUGUGACUCCUCCUCAGCCUCCCAUGUCUAAACACGCUGUUAGUUUGCUUUUCGAAGCUAUCUUCCUCAAAGCCAAAUCUCUCCAGCGUCUUGGAAGGUUCCAAGAAGCUGCGCAGUCUUGCAGAGUUAUUCUCGAUAUAGUAGAGGCUUCUGUAUCAGAAGGCGCGUCAGAGAAUGUCACUGGUGACAUCAAGUUGCAGGAGACGCUAGCCAAAGCGGUUGAGCUGCUUCCUCAGCUGUGGAAGCUUGCUGAGUCGCCACGCGAUGCUAUUCUGUCUUACAGACGAGCGCUUCUCAAUCACUGGAAGCUAGAUCCUGAAACCACAGCGAGGAUACAGAAAGAGUACGCCGUGUUUCUUCUCUACUCCGGCGAAGAAGCCGUGCCGCCUAACCUGCGUUCUCAGACCGAAGGCUCUUUCAUCCCGAGGAACAACGUGGAAGAAGCUAUCCUUCUUCUCAUGUUACUUCUCAGGAAAGUUAACCAGAAGAGAAUCACAUGGGAUGCAGCGAUCUUGGACCAUCUCACCUUCGCUCUCACGAUCGCAGGCGACUUAACCGCUCUUGCUAAGCAACUUGAAGAGCUUAGCCCCGAGAUAUUGGACCAGAGGGAGCUUUAUUAUACAUUGUCUUUGUGUUACCACGGUGCAGGGGAAGGUCUGGUGGCGCUCGGUUUACUGAGGAAGCUAUUCUCAGAGAAAGAGGAUCCAAACCGGAUAUCCGGUUUGCUUAUGGCUUCCAAGAUAUGUGGUGAGAGACCUGGUCUCGCUGAGGAAGGGUUAGACUAUGCUCGUAGAGCGAUAGGAGACUUGGGGAACGAAUGCGUUCAGUUAGACGGUGCAGCUCGUCUAGUUUUGGGCAUUGCACUCACCGAAAGCUCGAGGAAAACAGCUACUGAGGCCGAGCGGGUAGCUAGGCAAUCUGAGGGGAUGCAGGCGUUGGCCUGUGGGGAUAUGACAGACCCGAGAGUCGUGCACCGUCUCGCGUUAGAGAAUGCAGAGCAGAGGAAGCUGGAUUCAGCGUUGGUGUACGCUAAACAGGCGUUGAAGCUUGGAGCAGAGUCGGAUCUUGAAGUGUGGUUGCUCCUGGCUCGUGUUUUAUCUGCGCAGAAGAGGUUUUCAGACGCUGAGACCAUCGUGGAUGCAGCGCUUAACGAGACGGGGAAAUGGGAACAGGGGAAGCUGUUGCGUUUGAAGGCAAAGCUUCGUUUAGCUAAAGGGGAAGUGAAGGACACGAUUAAGAGUUACACAGAGCUUCUCGCUCUCCUUCAGGUUCAGAGCAAAAGCUUCAGUUCUUCAAAGAAGCAGCUGCCAAAGGGAUACGUAGAGGGGUUGAGGAGUCUGGAGCUUGGGACGUGGCAUGAUCUGGCUCAUAUCUAUAUAGACCUAUCGCAAUGGCGUGACGCAGAGACAUGUCUCUCGAGAUCAAGACUCAUCGCUCCUUACUCUCCUGUUCGAUACCACACCGAAGGUGUACUGUGCAAGAGACAGGGACAGCUAGAAGAAGCGAUGGAGGCAUUCACAACUGCUCUAGACAUGGAUCCAAUGCACGUCCCGAGCCUAAUAUCAAAGGCUGAGGUUCUUUUGGAGCUUGGGAACCGAUCAAGCAUAGCGGUUGUGAGAAGCUUUUUAAUGGAGGCUCUUAGGAUUGAUAGGCUGAACCAGUCGGCUUGGUACAAUCUUGGGAAGAUGUUCAAAGCUGAAGGAUCUGUCUCGUCGAAGCAAGAAGCUGUUGAGUGUUUUCAGGCCGCUGUUGCGUUGGAGGAAACAAUGCCUGUUGAGCCAUUCAGAUGAUUCUUUUUCGUUUUUUGGGUUUUGGUUUAUGAUUUCUCCUUUUCUUAUUUUUUACGUUUUGUUUUUGAUAUAGAUGAAUGGAUAUACGAUAUAAAGAUGUAUGUGUGGAUAUCUGAUUUGAUGUGAAGUUUACCAACAUUCUGUAAUAUACAUAGUUGAAAAGAAACUUAAUAGGUUGUUGUGGUCAA
Messenger RNA from Raphanus sativus (radish), 2831 nucleotides. RefSeq names its product protein NPGR2. The record is from RefSeq and is a predicted model, not a curated record. The transcript is spliced from 5 exons. Gene Ontology annotation, molecular function: protein binding. Bases 427 to 2643 code for a protein of 738 amino acids. NCBI's taxonomy places the organism in Eukaryota, Viridiplantae, Streptophyta, Magnoliopsida, Brassicales, Brassicaceae.